AUUUGAUUUUUCUUGCAUCCUAGAGAUAGCAAUGGCUGACACAGACGAAAGUUCUUCUGCUAAGAAAUGGCUGCCUCUCGAAGCCAACCCUGAUAUCAUGAGCCAGUUCCUAUGGGGCUUAGGUCUGCCAGUGGAUGAAGCAGAGUUCUAUGACGUGUAUGGUUUGGAUGAUGAACUCUUGGAAAUGGUUCCGAAGCCUGUGCUUGCUGUGCUUUUCCUUUAUCCUCUUACAGCUGAGAGUGAAGCAGAGAGAAUGUCGGAGGAAGGGAGUGUGAAGAAGGAACCAAGUGAAAAAGUUUAUUUCUUGAAACAAACUGUGGGUAAUGCUUGUGGAACUAUUGGACUUCUUCAUGCAAUCGGAAAUGUAUCUUCAGAGAUUAAGCUUUGUAAGUUUCUUUUGAUUUAUUUUUCACAGAUGGCUAGGACCAUAUAUGUACUGUUCUUUUAUUUUUCGGGUGAGUAA
This is a messenger RNA of Telopea speciosissima, 463 nucleotides long. RefSeq names its product ubiquitin carboxyl-terminal hydrolase 3-like. Gene Ontology annotation, biological process: protein deubiquitination; ubiquitin-dependent protein catabolic process. Gene Ontology annotation, molecular function: cysteine-type deubiquitinase activity. The coding region runs from base 32 to 463 and encodes 143 amino acids. The record is from RefSeq and is a predicted model, not a curated record. Lineage: Eukaryota; Viridiplantae; Streptophyta; Magnoliopsida; Proteales; Proteaceae. Gene Ontology annotation, cellular component: cytoplasm. The transcript has 4 exons.